Populus euphratica (Euphrates poplar) is the source of this 1645-nucleotide messenger RNA. Its product is annotated as aspartic proteinase nepenthesin-1-like. The record is from RefSeq and is a predicted model, not a curated record. Gene Ontology annotation, molecular function: aspartic-type endopeptidase activity. NCBI's taxonomy places the organism in Eukaryota, Viridiplantae, Streptophyta, Magnoliopsida, Malpighiales, Salicaceae. Gene Ontology annotation, biological process: proteolysis. The transcript has a single exon. Gene Ontology annotation, cellular component: extracellular region. The coding region runs from base 159 to 1589 and encodes 476 amino acids.
ACAGUCGUACUUGAUUCCCGUCUACCGAUGCUCUUCCUUUAUGGUUUCUUCCCCUAUAAACAAAUCACCACUCUAAGCAAACAACAGAGCUUUCUACCCUUCUUAUCUUUACCGAUUCCCUCAAUACCAUAACCAAGAAGAAGAAGAAGAAGUAGAAAAUGGUAAAAUACAGCACCUCAAUGGCUUCUUCUCGGUUUCUCUUUCUCCUCUCUUCUCUCAUCUUAAUCUCAUCAUCAACACCAACACCAGCACCAGCAACAGCACCAACAUCAACCAUCACCAUCCCUCUAUCAGCUCCUAGCUCCACCAAGCUGAUCAUAUCCUCAAAAAAUCCAUGGGGAGCACUCAAUCACCUCGCUUCCCUAUCUCUCUCAAGAGCCCACCACAUCAAGUCCCCAGAAACCAAAUUUUCUCUCCUCAAGACCCCUCUUUUUCCACGUAGCUAUGGAGGCUACUCCAUCUCUCUCAACUUUGGUACGCCUCCACAGACAACCAAACUUGUCAUGGACACCGGUUCUAGUCUUGUUUGGUUUCCUUGUACUUCUCGCUAUCUUUGCUCAAGAUGUGACUUCCCAAACAUUCAAGUAAAAGGAAUCCCAACAUUUAUACCAAAACUAUCAUCCUCUUCAAAUCUUAUUGGUUGCAAAAACCACAAAUGCUCAUGGCUUUAUGGCCCCAAAAUUCAGUCUAAAUGCCAAGAAUGUGACCCCACUACUCAAAACUGCACUCAAUCCUGUCCACCUUAUGUAAUUCAAUAUGGUUUAGGCUCCACAGCUGGACUCCUACUAUCUGAAACUCUCGAUUUCCCAGAUAAGAAAACCAUACCCGGUUUUCUUGUCGGUUGCUCCCUUUUCUCCAUCAGACAACCCGAAGGGAUUGCCGGGUUCGGUCGGAGCCCCGAAUCACUCCCUUCACAACUGGGUCUCAAGAAAUUCUCGUACUGCUUAGUAUCUCACGCUUUGGAUGACACUCCAGCAAGCAGUGAUCUUGUUUUGGAUACCGGGUCAGGUUCGGAUGAUACCAAGACCCCAGGGCUUAGCUACACACCCUUUCAAAAGAAUCCAAUCGCUGCAUUUCGGGAUUAUUACUAUGUAUUGCUGCGUAACAUUGUCAUAGGGGACACACAUGUUAAAGUGCCUUACAAAUUUCUGGCCCCUGGAUCAGAUGGUAAUGGAGGGACGAUUGUGGACUCAGGGACAACAUUCACAUUCAUGGAGAAGCCAGUAUAUGAGUUAGUAGCUAAGGAAUUUGAGAAGCAAGUGGCCCAUUAUACAGUAGCCACUGAAGUUCAAAAUCAGACUGGUUUAAGGCCUUGUUUCAAUAUUUCUGGCGAGAAAUCAGUUUCUGUCCCGGAAUUCACUUUUCACUUUAAGGGUGGAGCUAAGAUGGCAUUACCUUUGGCAAAUUAUUUUUCAUUUGUUGAUUCUGGAGUUAUAUGCUUGACAAUUGUGAGUGACAAUAUGAGUGGUUCGGGAAUUGUAGGUGGACCGGCCAUUAUUUUGGGGAAUUAUCAGCAGAGGAACUUUUAUGUAGAGUUUGAUUUGAAGAAUGAGAGAUUUGGGUUUAAGCAACAAAAUUGUGUAUCGUGAAUUGGUUCAUUUGUCCUAUGAUAUAAUAUAGUUUGGAAAAGAGAAAUAAUUAGCAU